CUUCAAGAGCUUCUUUCACUUGAAUUCAGUUCUGAGCACAUCUUACAACAGCAACAUCCCUCUUUCGGGUUUGGUGUAUUUGGCUGUUCUGUUACCGCAAGAAUACCGCCAUUUCAUCUACAUAUAACCUUACAACACGGUAUCGGCCCAACAUAUCAGCAUCUUUACAUCCGACAGCUCUUCCAAGGCGCCUCACUUAUUCGAAGAACCCUGGUCAUCCAGGUGCUCGUAACCCCAACAACGCCAUUAUUCAAUAUAGUUUUUCCAACUUCAAAAAUAUCGAAAGACAGCAGAGCGUAAACUCGUCGCCCGCACAUCAUCAUGGCGACGCCUGCCGCUCCCGAGGGCGCUGUGGCAGCCGACCAUCGCCCUGCCCUCACGGUCGAGGAGCUCUGCUUUGCCUCUGCCAUGAGCUGCUUUGAGGGGUGGCUCAAGAUGGACCCUGCUAUCGGCCCCCGUACCAUGUCCUACGUGACCAAGUUCAUUUCCAGGACUCUGGAAAAGACACACAACUUGAAAGAAGUCCGAGAAACGCUGUCAAGGAGUGUGGAAGUAUGGGUGUGGCUCACAAAGUCCUUCGCCGCCGCGCUUCCUAGUUUGACAACGCGGUCGAUUGGUCCUCUGCAGAGCCUCAAUGACCCCGAAAAGGGCGUUACCCCCCAGGAGAGCACCGCUCUGAUCACAAAAAACUACACGUCACUCAAAGAGGACUUGCAGUUGUUGAUCAAGUUGAUGCACAUUGCAAGGAACCUGCUGGUCGUCCCCGAACCAGAGAUUCCCCAGGAUCUGUGCGCUGCUGCCCAGUUCGACAAGAUGCUCUACCAGACAAUCACCCUCUGUGUGAACGUCACCAGUAAGGCCUACGAUGGCGAUAUCCUGGAGGAGACUGCUCGCCACAAGCUCAGCGAGAUUACGGAAUUGUAUAAGAAACUCCUCAUCACUUGUCUGCAGCAAGCCCACAACUGGAUCGCCAAGAAUGACCGGAACAAGAUGUCAUUUUGGUGUGCCGUUUUGUUCGACGACGAGUCUGGCGAGGAGCAGCAGGAUGCCGGUGCCCAGUUUGCCGACUUCCGCCCCGAUGUCGCCAAGAUGGAGGUUCAGAACUGGGUCGAGCGCAACUCUAGGAUGUGCGACAAGGCUCGGCAAUUACUGGUUGAUUACCAACAGAACUUGGGGUCUCGCGGAUCCCCCCCUGGAAGUCUACCCGAAAAUUCUGUCUUGUCGUGGAACUGGAUGCCACAUGUUCGUCCGCGAGCCGACGAUAUCGGUGAAGAGACCAAGAUCACGCCACAGUGGAAGGAGGACGAACAAGACAAGUUUGAGCAAGACAGGCUUUACGGCCGCGUAUCAAGAGAAGUCGACACCUGGUGGCUCAAGGUGCGGGAUCCAAACUACGACGAAUGGAUCAUCUCCAUGCCUUCGGUCGAGAAGGCGCACCAGCUUAUUGAGGGCUGCAAGCUUAGCUCGCUAAACCGUUAUCCUCAUUCGUAUCGCAACGAUGAUCAAGAGGGGUCAGUCCAUUCUGCCGAGAAUGUCCAGAUGCCUGAGCACCAGGGUCCAGAGGGAGAAGUCCGAGAUGACCGUCACUACAACCUACCGGACUAUAACGACGACAUGAUUGAGGACGAGGAUGUUGACGAUGACGAAUCGUAUGGCGAGGGUCCCAUGAGCGGCUUGCUCACUGAGGUUCCCAACAUCCUUGAUCCGAAGCAGAUCGAGGCACUUCACAUGAUUGUCAAGUCCUGCAUUCUCGACAGUGCAGGAAUAUCACUCAGCAGGGCCGGCGAGAACUUGCAGAAGACGAGGUGCAGAAUGUUCCUGUCUCUCGAGUGCGGCAGGAGUCUAUUGCGUGAGAUCUUGGUUUUCAUCGCCGUGUGGGAGAAGAGUGAGCAGUCUCUCAUUUUCCAGCUUACCACUCAGAUUGUCGAAGCCAUUCACCACAGUGCUUUGAUCCCCUUUGCGUGGCAGUCGUUGCGUAUUCCUAAGGACAUUAUCUCGCCUGCCCAGACCGUCUUGCUUCGUCUGGUGAACAACAUGUUCCGGACGCGUCUUCAGGACCCGAUACAGCCCGGGUCUAAGGGGCAUCUGCGGGACAUCAAGCUCCUCCAGUUUCUCUACAUCCAGUUCCGCACUCGCAUAGUUCCCGAGUGUGCCGCUCUCAUGCACCUUCAGGCCCAGAUUCGCAAUGAGGUGUGCGAUCCUGCCGACUUCCCUGUUGACAGCUGGGAUAUGGAAAGGGCCAAGGACGGUCUCCAGCAAUUCCUUGAUUUGCUUAUGACGGUCAAUGAGCCAAUUGAGUGGAGGACCUGUCUGAUUCAAUGGGAGGCCGUGUUCGAUCUUCUCGUCCUCCUCAAGAGUCUUGAGUCUGCCGUGCCGAAGAAACCCAUGGUUGACCUCCCUGACCGGUCCGCUCACCGGCGCCCCCCUCCGCCUCACGACGAUGACCGGGACCAUGACUACGACAGCGCCGAUCCGCCUCCGCCCCCCCCUCCUCCCCCCAUCCAGGAACAUGCUCACAAGUUCCCAUGGGCUGGCAUCAAGGGCCAAAUCCUUCACAUCAUUGCUGGACUCCUGCAGCCGGAAGCUGGACGCGCCGGCCCCGGCAACCCCGUGGUGCAGAAGCAGAUUAUCCAACACAAUGGUAUCAUAAGCCUACUCAACUGCUGCGUUUACGACGACCAUAACAGGUUCGCGCGCGAACGCGUGCAGAUCUGCCUCAAGUGGCUCAUGGACGGCUCCGCGGAGGCCAACAAGGUUUUGCACGACCUCGUAGCCGUCUCGCCACCGCCCAACCUCCAACCCGCACCCGACGCCAGCGGACUCACUCAGCCUGUCCCUCUCCGCGUCGACGGUAUCGCCGGCGAGGUCAAGGUCCGUGUCAAGUCUAACAACCCUCAUUCUGCCUCCUCCUCUUCUUCUUCCUCUUCUGCCCAACAACAACAACAACACCACCCGUCGGCGGCGUAUCAACAAUAUCCCCCCCGCCCGUCCAGCGCCGCUAGCAACGACAGCGGAACAACCACCAACUCCAACACCAGCACCUCCAGCAGCACUCACGACCACGACCAUGUUUCAUCACAAGCAGCUCCCAGCGCCAGCAACCACAACGCCCACCAACCCCCCCGCGUCCACGGCCCCGCCCCCCCUCCCCCACCCCCUCCUCCCGCACUCACCCUCCCCUCGCUCGCCUCCCCCCUCAUGUCCGUCUCCCCCUCGGACUACGAGCGCUUCACCAAGGCGUACAUGAACGCCCUGCCGCCGCUGCACAGCGCCGCCACCGGUGUUCCCGGUGUCGGACAUCUGAAUCACCCGAUGAUGCAGGCUGUUAGGAACCAUGGCGGUAGACCAGAGGAUCUGUUCAAGGAUAUUCUGACGCUGGCGGAUGAGGCGGCGAGGUUGGCGAUUGGUCAGCCGCCGUUUGUGUCGCCGAGUGGGUCGGGAAUUGGAAGCGGAAGCGGAAGCGGAAGUGGAAGUGGAAGUGGGUCGAGACAGAGGGAUGCGGAGGAGACGGAGGAGGAGGAUUUUAUGUGA
Molecule: messenger RNA, 3531 nt
Organism: Neurospora tetraspora
Lineage: Eukaryota; Fungi; Ascomycota; Sordariomycetes; Sordariales; Sordariaceae
Exons: 2
Coding region: 322-3531 (1069 amino acids)
Cellular component (GO): cytosol
Source: RefSeq, a predicted model, not a curated record